UGAUUGGGUGAUCAUGGGACCAGGAUUUGGGUUUGCCUUCCAUCUCUCUGAUGCAGGAUAUGAUGUCUGGAUGGGAAACUUCAGAGGGAAUAGCUACAGUCAUGAACAUGUUAACAGUAAAUUAUCCAGAAAAGAAUAUUGGACCUUCAGCUGGGACGAAAUGGCAAGAUACGACCUGCCUACCAUGUUAAAGCAUAUGAUGGCUCGGACAGAACAGUCUAGUUUCUAUUAUAUUGGGCAUAGCAUGGGAACUAUAUCCUACUACACUGCUUGCAAUUAUCAUUCUUGGAUCGGCAAUGCAACGAAGUUGAUGGUUGGAUACGGUCCCCAUACAGUUAUUCCUCAUCUAAGCAGUCCAAUAUUUGCACUUCUCUCUAGAUAUGUAGAUGAUAUUCAGUGGUUAAUGAAUCUGCUCGGUGUUUAUGAAUUCUUGCCCAGCAAUACGUUAAUAGAGUGGGCUGCGGCAGAGGUUUGUGACGAGGACAUGCGAGCACAAGCAGUUUGCCGUAGCAUCAUGUUCCUCAUUGCAGGUAGAGAUGGGCUGUUACGCGAGCCAUGCUGCGUGU
Eurytemora carolleeae is the source of this 566-nucleotide messenger RNA. Its product is annotated as lipase 3. The record is from RefSeq and is a predicted model, not a curated record. Gene Ontology annotation, biological process: lipid metabolic process. NCBI's taxonomy places the organism in Eukaryota, Metazoa, Arthropoda, Copepoda, Calanoida, Temoridae.